AUGGCCACGACAACGGCGCUCCCCCACUUCAGGGCCAUCCGACAGGAGGCCCAGGUCAUUACGCAGACUGUCGUCCUCCCGUCCACCACCUAUACAACCUAUGUCACGCUAGGUGUGGACGCUACGGACCGUCCCGUGGUCACAUCCCAUCACUCAAACCCAAAUGGUCUCACGGAUACUGAGAUUGGCAUCAUUGUCGGCACCGUGGUCGGCGUCUUUAUCCUCCUCAUGAUCGGCAUACGCUGCUGUCUCCGUUCAGGACGGGUAAACGAUAUUCAUUUCGUGCCGCCAGGUCGAAGGAUGCCUCAUAGCAAAAGAUGCAGCUACGGGAGCUCAUACAUGGAGGAUGGCUACUCGGAAGCCAUGGGUGAAAUCCGACGAGGCAAAACACCACGAGGUCAACCUCCACCACAACAAUGGACUCAACCCAUGCCUCAAACAUACUGGACUCAACCAACUCAGGGAUACUGGCCCCAGCAGGGACAGCAAGAGUACUACUACCCACCACCUCCUCCCAAGUCUCACGCAGGCAAGACACCCAAGAAGCGGAAGAGUCAGCCGGUACAAGGAGAAGGCCGCUGGGUGAGGACCAUCCCCGUGCCCACCACCAACCUACAGUUCCCGCCACCGGUUAUAGACAGGGAACAAGUCCCAGGAGGUCCCAAGAUUCCGACCUACAGGGCGAUUCCUAUUGCCAAUCCAAACAAGCCCCAGAAUCCUCCACGGGUUGUUUGA
Fusarium vanettenii 77-13-4 is the source of this 735-nucleotide messenger RNA. RefSeq lists its product as uncharacterized. Bases 1 to 735 code for a protein of 244 amino acids. The transcript has a single exon. NCBI's taxonomy places the organism in Eukaryota, Fungi, Ascomycota, Sordariomycetes, Hypocreales, Nectriaceae. The record is from RefSeq and is a predicted model, not a curated record.